This is a messenger RNA of Daldinia loculata, 1231 nucleotides long. RefSeq names its product Cu,Zn superoxide dismutase. The coding region runs from base 542 to 1006 and encodes 154 amino acids. Lineage: Eukaryota; Fungi; Ascomycota; Sordariomycetes; Xylariales; Hypoxylaceae. The transcript is spliced from 6 exons. Gene Ontology annotation, molecular function: copper ion binding; superoxide dismutase activity. The record is from RefSeq and is a predicted model, not a curated record. Gene Ontology annotation, biological process: removal of superoxide radicals.
CCCGGUUCCGUCUUCGCUCUGCAGCUGUAGUGCGAGUUGGAUAAAGUCCGAAUCUAGUGGUAAGGACCGAGCUCUUUGACGAGAAAAUGAUAUCAUUUGUAAGCAUCACAUAGCAAAAUAUGACGCCAAUGACGCGAAGCGGGGCAAUCUUUCUAUGCAGAGCACGCUGUGAGAAACCCCCCACCUUACCAGUACAUAAUGUAAGAGCAGUACGAGGUACAUACCUAAUUUAUGUAGCUCUCGAGAUAGCGUGCUUUACGCUACUUGAAUAGAAGACGGUAAGGUUCUUUUCGUAGUGAAACUGUUUAUGUAAGGUCCUGCCCUUGUUAGUAUGUACCUCAUAGUAAAGUAGUGGUGGAUGGAAAGGUAAGGAUAGCCGGGUCAGGAGUGGCUUUCCGAGAUCCCCUCUCCUCUUCAGUACAAAUUAGACCGUGAGAAGCUCCCCCUCUUCUUUUCCCCUCUCCUAAAAAUCGACAACCAUCAUCGCUUGUAUUGGAAUUCUAGCCUUAAACUACCGAAAACCAAAACAAAAGUAGUCAAAAUGGUCAAAGCCGUCGCUGUCGUCCGUGGUGACUCCAAGGUCACUGGAACCGUCACCUUUGAGCAGGCCUCCGAGUCUGCCCCGACCACCAUCUCAUGGGACGUUACCGGCCACGACCCCAACGCCAAGCGUGGCUUCCACAUCCACACCUUCGGUGACAACACCAACGGUUGCACGUCUGCAGGCCCUCACUUCAACCCCCACAACAAGACUCAUGGCGACCGAACCGACGAGACUCGUCACGUUGGUGACCUGGGCAACGUUGUGACUGACGCUCAAGGUAACGCCAAGGGCUCUAUCGAGGACUCGCUUGUUAAGCUGAUCGGCCCCGAGAGCAUCAUUGGCCGAACUGUCGUGUUCCACGGCGGCACUGAUGACCUCGGCAAGGGAGGUAACGAGGAGUCCCUUAAGACUGGUAACGCCGGUCCUCGACCCGCUUGCGGUGUUAUUGGCAUCUCGAACUAAACAUGUGCCAAAUGGUUUUUAAAAAAAUACAAUCUUUAGCAAUUGGAAAUGAAAUUUUAAGCCAUUGACUAAAUUUGUCUAUGCAACCCCCAACUAGCUGUAGACUUACAACAGUAACUUCGAUCACCUUGAUUGCGUACAUCUAUAAAUGUAGAUCAUGUACCUGAGCUACUAAAGUACAUGCUGGUGUUUUUUCGUUUGCUACCCUCCAUACCCUUGACUGCC